UAAGGGAAACCCUUACCAGAGAUCAGUCUCUCUGCUUCCGCCGCUCUCCCUUGUUAGCCUCUCCGCAAAACCAAAACUCUUAGACAAGAUGAAUCGGGAGAAGCUCAUGAAGAUGGCCGGUUCUGUCCGCACAGGCGGAAAGGGAACCGUGCGCAGAAAGAAGAAGGCAGUGCACAAAUCGACCACCACUGACGACAAGAAGCUUCAGAGCACUCUAAAGAGGAUAGGUGUCAACACCAUCCCGGCUAUUGAGGAAGUCAACAUUUUCAAGGAUGAUUUGGUCAUUCAGUUUGUUAACCCUAAGGUGCAAGCUUCCAUCGUUGCCAACACUUGGGUCAUUACUGGUUCUCCUCAAACCAGAAAACUUCAAGAUAUUCUUCCAGGGAUUAUCAACCAGCUUGGUAUGUUUUCUUUACAGUCGGUGUGAAUGUUUAGUAUGUGUUGUAAAUGAAGCUGGAUUGAGUUGUAGGAACUUCCACUCAUACUUAAGGAACCUGUGUUGAUUAUGAACCAAUGUUUUGUGGUAUCAUUCUUAUUAGGUAGUGUUUCUAGAGCUAGCUUGCAAACCUGUUUAGCGUAUGGGUAAAUCAAAUGUCUUGUUUGUGCAAUGUAUAUGGAACAUAUGCAUGGUUUUUGCUUCGGUUCCAAGAGUUGAGGGAAGAGAUGACAUAAGCGAUGUUCUACCUCUCCUUGGUAUUUGGUAAUGAAGGUUUUUGUUUUGCCCAAAUUAGUUCAAUUUAUCUUUUUAGGGGUGUUUAACCUGGGUUAUUAACAUUUCAAGUUGUCUCAGAAGCUUGUACCUGGUUUAUGAACAUAGGCAUGCUUUCACUCUGCCAUUCAUCAACAAUGCUUAUGCAUUCUAAUUUACUAAUCCUAUGUUUUCAUUCACUUAACUAACUAAUUCGUUGGGAGCUGUCAAGUUAGUGUCACUUGAGCUACUGCCGAGACAUCAUGCUAUGGCCUGUUCUGUUUUCUAUUUUCCUGUAAUGCUGGAUACUCUGAGUUAUGCUUUGCUUACCAUUUCUGUCUCCUACAUUUCAGGCCCAGAUAACUUGGACAACCUGAAGAAGUUGGCUGAGCAAUUCCAAAAGGAGGCCCCCACUGGUGCCACUGGAGUAGUUCAGGAAGAUGAUGAUGAUGUCCCAGAACUUGUAGCCGGAGAGACAUUCGAAGCUGCGGCAGCGGAAGAAACCCAUACUUAAGACUGGAAGCUCUGAGGGUCUUUUUUGUUUUGCUUUUCUUCAGAUUUGCUCUUAUUCUCUCUCCGUGGUUGUUACCUCUCCUUUUUUCCUUCCUGAUGAACUUGACAAUUCUGUAGUAGUUUUUUGCUUUGUCAACGUUCCUUGUGAGCAGCUCAGAAACAAUUAUUACUAUGGAAUCGAGUAAAACAGUUUUAGGGUGUCAUUUAGUUGAUGGUUCUAGGUUGCUUCCAACCGUUAUGGUCUGAAGGUUCUGUUCAUGGUCUCUUAGAUUAGUGUAUUUUGUGCAUUGGUUGUGCAAGUUCCGGCUGCAGCUAAUAUUUUCAGGUCUCAAAUUGUUCAUUUCAGGAUCUGUGCAUUGAUCGUAGUAUGGCUGACUGCCUCGAAUGAACGUGGACCAGUGCUCUGUAG
This is a messenger RNA of Linum tenue, 1610 nucleotides long. NCBI's taxonomy places the organism in Eukaryota, Viridiplantae, Streptophyta, Magnoliopsida, Malpighiales, Linaceae. The record is from the annotation of a GenBank genome assembly.